CAUUCAUCUUUCCAAAGACUGACUGUCGUUACUAGACGCACAUGACCCAUCAUGUCCGACAAACCAGAUUUUGCAGAAAUUGAAACAUUUGACAAGACCAAGCUGAAGAAGACAGAAACCAGAGAGAAAAAUCCAUUGCCCACUAAAGAAACUAUCGAACAGGAAAAGCAAAGUGAAAGUACAGCUUGAGCAUAAAAUUGAAGAUGUGACUGCUGCUUCUUCAGUGGGG
Molecule: messenger RNA, 229 nt
Organism: Colius striatus (speckled mousebird)
Lineage: Eukaryota; Metazoa; Chordata; Aves; Coliiformes; Coliidae
Product: thymosin beta 4 X-linked
Exons: 3
Coding region: 52-189 (45 amino acids)
Biological process (GO): regulation of cell migration; actin filament organization
Cellular component (GO): cytoplasm
Molecular function (GO): actin monomer binding
Source: RefSeq, a predicted model, not a curated record